UGUGCAGUUUAGAGUUGGAGUUGGCAGAGAGAACCUCAUCCGUGUCACCAGGGAAAUAAACUCGGGGAAAGAGUGUGGGAAGGGAGCAGCCUUCACCAAUUUGAGCACAAUUGUCGUUAGGAAGUGAUUUAAAGAUGCAGAGUUGUGCCAAGUCCUGGGGUAUCUUACUGGCCAAGUCUGUGAAUCCCAGCGCACCAUGUAGGCAUCUGAGUAGCAGGAGCCGCGUGGUUUGGAAACUUCUAAGCAGGAUGGGCAAUAGUGGGACAUCCUUGACUUCAACAGCCCGGGGUCUGAGGACGUCCGCCGCUCUCUGCUCCAGACAGAUAGAGAGAAUACUGCCCAGACAUGACGAUUUUGCAGAAAGGCACAUUGGCCCAGGUGAGCGGGAGAAGCGAGAAAUGUUGGAUACCCUGGAACUCGAGUCUAUUGAUCAGCUGAUAGAAAAUACAGUCCCAUCUUCAAUUCGCAUUCAUCGCAGUCUGAAAAUGGAUGAUCCCAUUUGUGAGAAUGAAGUUCUGGAUACUUUACAGAAGAUUGCUUCAAAAAAUAAGGUUUGGCGUUCUUACAUUGGAAUGGGCUACUAUAACUGCUCAGUGCCUCCUCCCAUUCAACGCAACCUCCUGGAAAAUGCUGGAUGGGUGACACAGUACACACCCUAUCAACCAGAGGUCUCCCAAGGGCGUCUCGAGUCUCUCCUUAACUACCAGACCAUGAUCUGUGACAUCACUGGGAUGCCUGUGGCCAAUGCAUCGUUACUGGAUGAAGGCACUGCUGCUGCUGAGGCCAUGCAGCUCUGCCACAGGCAGAAUAAAAAAAGAACAUUUUACAUUGACCCACGAUGCCACCCUCAGACUAUUGCAGUGGUGGAGACUAGAGCCAAUUAUAUUGGAGUAAAAACUGUACUAAAACUUCCACAUGAGAUGGACUUUUCUGGGAAGGACGUGAGCGGUGUCCUUUUCCAAUAUCCAGACACUGACGGUCGAGUAGAGGAUUUCACAGCUCUUGUGGACCGGGCUCACAAAGCAGGGGCCCUGGCGUGUUGUGCUACAGACCUCCUUGCUCUGUGUGUUUUGCGUCCUCCUGGAGAGAUUGGAGUGGACAUCGCACUGGGCAGCUCCCAGAGAUUUGGGGUACCCCUUUGCUAUGGAGGUCCCCACGCAGCCUUCUUUGCUGUUAAAGACAACCUAGUGCGAAUGAUGCCUGGCAGAAUGGUUGGCGUAACAAGAGAUGCAGCUGGUAAAGAGGUGUAUCGUCUCGCUCUGCAGACCAGGGAGCAGCACAUUCGCAGGGACAAGGCCACAAGCAAUAUCUGCACCGCACAGGCUCUGCUGGCCAACAUGGCUGCAAUGUAUGCCUUGUAUCAUGGACCUCAGGGUCUCAAACACAUAGCAGAGAGGACUCACAAUGCUACACUGAUCUUGGCUGAAGGGUUGAAAAGGGCAGGACACAGGUUGCACAGUGAAAUGUUCUUUGACACACUGAAGAUCAACUGUGGAGUGGCAGCCAAAGACAUCCUGGAGCGGGCUGAGCAGAGGGAAAUUAACCUCAGGGUCUACAGUGAAGGAGUGUUGGGAGUCUCUCUAGAUGAAACUGUGACAGAGAGGGACUUGGAUGAUUUGCUCUGGGUUUUCGGCUGUGAAUCAUCAGCUGAGUUGAUUGCUGAGAAGAUGGGUGAGAGGGUCAAAGGAAUCAUGGGUAGUCCUUUCAAAAGAACCAGCAAGUAUCUGGCGCACCAGGUCUUUAAUAGUUACCAUUCGGAGACAAACAUUGUGCGAUACAUGAAACGCCUGGAGAACAAGGACAUUUCUCUGGUGCACAGCAUGAUCCCACUGGGGUCCUGUACUAUGAAGCUGAACAGUUCAUCAGAGCUCAUGCCCAUCACGUGGAGAGAGUUUGCCAACAUCCACCCAUUUGUACCUCUGGAUCAGGCAGAGGGUUAUCAGAAACUCUUUAGACAACUCGAGCGAGACCUUUGUGAAAUCACAGGUUACGAUAAGAUCUCAUUUCAGCCAAACAGUGGUGCUCAGGGGGAAUACGCUGGCCUAGCUGCAAUUAAAGCAUACCUAAACUCAAGAGGAGAAAGCUCCAGAACUGUUUGUCUAAUCCCUAAAUCCGCACAUGGCACUAACCCGGCCAGUGCUCAAAUGGCGGGCAUGAAGGUGCAGGUGGUGGAGGUGGACAAAGAUGGAAACAUUGACCUUGCACACCUCAAAGCUCUGGUUGAUAAGCAUAAAGCCAACCUGGCAGCCAUGAUGAUCACCUACCCAUCUACUUUUGGUGUUUUUGAAGAGUGCAUUGGCGACGUGUGUGAGCUGAUUCAUCAGAAUGGGGGCCAGGUGUACCUUGACGGUGCAAACAUGAAUGCCCAGGUGGGCCUAUGCCGUCCUGGAGACUAUGGUUCUGAUGUGUCUCAUCUGAAUCUGCACAAAACCUUCUGCAUCCCUCAUGGAGGAGGAGGACCAGGCAUGGGGCCUAUUGGAGUAAAGGCCCAUCUUGCUCCUUUUAUGCCAAGCCAUCCAGUUGUUCCCAUGCACUCCGUGAAUAGCAGCAGCUCUCUGGGCACAAUCAGUGCUGCUCCCUGGGGUUCAAGUGCAAUCCUCCCCAUCUCCUGGGCCUAUAUCAAGAUGAUGGGAUCCAAAGGACUGGUCCACUCAACAGAGGUAGCUAUCCUCAAUGCCAAUUACAUGGCUAAGAGGCUGGAGGGGGCUUACAAGAUACUCUUCAAAGGCAGAAAAGGUUUUGUAGCUCAUGAGUUUAUCUUAGAUGUGAGACCCUUCAAGAAAACUGCAAAUAUUGAAGCUGUAGAUGUUGCCAAAAGGUUACAAGAUUAUGGUUUCCAUGCCCCCACGAUGUCAUGGCCAGUGGCAGGAACCCUCAUGGUUGAGCCCACAGAGUCUGAGGACAAAGCAGAGAUGGAUCGCUUCUGUGAUGCUUUGCUUGCAAUUCGUCAAGAGAUUGCAGACAUUGAGGAGGGAAGGAUGGAUUCACGGAUCAACCCUCUCAAAAUGUCCCCUCAUUCUCUGGCCUGCAUCACAGCCUCCAACUGGGACAGGCCAUACUCCAGAGAAUUUGCUGCAUUCCCUUUGCCCUACAUUAAGCCUGAAACCAAAUUUUGGCCCUCCAUUUCGAGGAUUGAUGACAUCUAUGGUGAUCAGCAUCUGGUGUGCACAUGCCCGCCAAUGGAGGUGUACGAGUCUCCGUAUGAGGAAAAGCGGGCCUCCUCAUAGACCAGCUUCGGUCUGAGAGAUCAGAGCUCUCACAGAAUGCCCACACACUUUAAAACACCAAAAGUCACAAUGUAAUCACUGGAAAGUAGUCCUCUCCUCUUUUAAGGCAGGGCUUAUUUUUAAACAUUUCAUCUCAGAGUGUGCAAAGAGCAGCUAGAAUUGAUGCACAAAAGCACUUCAUAUGUCUAAAUUCUUGAGGGAAAUGUUUAAUGUUUGAGAUGGACGCUAGACUGGGCUAGGUCUAAUGACGCUGAUUUUUUAUUUUUUUUAAUGGACCAAAAGUGCAGUGCACCCUUCUACUCCUAUACUUUGAUUUUUGUUGGGCUUCAUACACUAGGCACAUGCCCCUGGUGCCUCUAUCCUGUAACUGCCUUGACCUGUCAUUUUUACAGAUCUCAAUAUGGACAAAUGAUAUUGACCAAGAAAAAUAAUUUUAAUGUAAUUUUAAACACUUUUCUAAUCUUGUUUUGUCUGUUGAUAAUAUGUGUUAUUAAACAUUUUGACAUUUUAA
Boleophthalmus pectinirostris (great blue-spotted mudskipper) is the source of this 3738-nucleotide messenger RNA. It is a transcript of the gene gldc, whose product is annotated as glycine dehydrogenase (decarboxylating). The transcript has 25 exons. Bases 135 to 3227 code for a protein of 1030 amino acids. Gene Ontology annotation, cellular component: mitochondrion; glycine cleavage complex. NCBI's taxonomy places the organism in Eukaryota, Metazoa, Chordata, Actinopteri, Gobiiformes, Gobiidae. The record is from RefSeq and is a predicted model, not a curated record. Gene Ontology annotation, biological process: glycine decarboxylation via glycine cleavage system. Gene Ontology annotation, molecular function: glycine binding; glycine dehydrogenase (decarboxylating) activity; pyridoxal phosphate binding.